This is a messenger RNA of Miscanthus lutarioriparius, 351 nucleotides long. Lineage: Eukaryota; Viridiplantae; Streptophyta; Magnoliopsida; Poales; Poaceae. The record is from the annotation of a GenBank genome assembly.
AUGAGAUCCAUUAGGCAGGCUGAAGAGCUUCUACGGGAGGUUUCGUUCAGGGCUAGAACUGAUUGUGUCUACUUCAUCGAGAACUACACCUGGAGCAACAAUGGCCCCAACCUCCACCACCCCCCUGUCAUCAAGAACGACUUUGAGACUCAUUUCACGGUGCUGACAAUCAUUCGACAGUGUCUUGAGUUCAUCAAGCUAAAUAGGAGCCAGUCCAAGGACAAGAAAAAGAACGGCAAGCAGGAAAAAACACCCGAGCCUAAACCUAAGAAUCCACCCACAGAAACUAAGCAGUACCGGAAAUCCAACGACUCCAGUGUAAGACUUUUCUUCAACAGUUCAGAAACUUGA